AUGAAUUUAAAAAAAGAUUCAACAAAGACACAAAUGAGACCACCAUCAUCGCCAAGAUCAAAAAAUAUACCCCCACCACGUGCACCUCAACAAUCAAAAACAAAAUACGGAAACGAUUUUCCACUUCACACGAUAUAUCUUUUUAAUUUAUACUACGAGCAACUUCAUUCCAAUCGUUUAUUCUUCAUAGUUCAACAUAAUAAUUUAAAUGUUCAAGAGCAAAUUAUAAUUCGCCGGGAUCUAAAAUACACGGGGGCCGAUAUAACAAUGAUUCGAGGAUCAGUCCUAAACGCUGUUAUAAGACAGACUGUAAUUUAUCAAAAUUUAUCACCAUUAAUUGUGGGACCUACUGCUAUUAUCUCUUCGAAUAUUUCUGAGGAGGAAAAUCCUAAAUUGGUUUCAGACAUUUUGAAUAUUAUUAACAAACAAAAAAAAUUGCUAUUAAUGGGUGGUAAAAUGGAUUCUUCGUUGUUAAAUGUGGAAGAUAUCGAACGGAUGGCUAAACUACCAAAUAAGAAACAAUUACAAGCUGAAAUUGUGGGUGUAUUGAGUGCACAGGCAGCAAGGGUUGUAGAAAUACUUAACAAAAAUCCGCAAAGUUUGGUGAGAUAUUUGGAGAUGCAUAAAGAAAAUCUUGGUGGAACAAGUUAA
Messenger RNA from Racocetra persica, 651 nucleotides. The record is from the annotation of a GenBank genome assembly. NCBI's taxonomy places the organism in Eukaryota, Fungi, Glomeromycota, Glomeromycetes, Diversisporales, Gigasporaceae.